CCUUCCUGUUUAGUCAGUAGUAGAUAUUUAUAUUUUAUAUUACACACUCGAAAGAAAUCCAAGACAAGUCAACUAUUUAAGAAUAAUGGCAAGUAGCUGGAGUGUUUGUGGAGUCUGUGAUUAUCGCCACAUUACCAAACCAUCAGUUGUCUGGUGCACUGAAUGUGAUGAAGGGCUUUGUGGAGAAUGUAAAGACCAUCAUAGUAUUUCAAAAGGAACAAGAAAUCACGACACUGUAUCUAUUACCGAGUAUCAGAAACUUCCAAGCGAAGUUUUACAAUUGGCAAAUUCUUGUGAUAAGCACAACGAGAAAUAUGUGCUAUUCUGUAAAAAGCAUGAUUGUCCGUGCUGCAAGAAAUGUGUCGUUAAAUCACACAUGGAAUGUAAAGAAUUGACCGAUAUCGAUGAUAUAACACGAAACAUCAAAUCUUCAAAUGCUUUUGCAGACAUCGAACAGACCUUGUCAGAAAUUGCAGAGAAUAUCAAAAGACUUCGAAUUGACCGGGAAGACAAUAUGACAUCAAUCGGAAACAAGAGUAGAGAAAUUGAAAAAGAGGUUCUAGAAACUCGUGCCAGGAUCAAUCUUCAUCUGGAUAAACUUCAGGAUGCCAUAUUGAAAGAUCUAAAAACAAGAGAAGAAGAAGAAAGUAACAAAAUACGACAACUACUGAAGUCAAUGUCAGACAAGGAAAAAGCGAUCGCAGAACUCCAAACAAAUAUUGGCAAUAUAAAGCAGUAUGCAUCAGAUCUGCAAACCUUCCUUGCUUUGAAACAUAUAGAAAAAGAUGUCGUAGCAGAAGAAAAGUACAUUCAAUUAAUGGUCAAAAGUGAUGGUGGAAACCAAAUAGACUUUUUGUGCAAGACUAAUCCCUCUUUGCAAGGUUUGAUAUCUGCCAUUCAGAAAUUUGGAGAUGUCGUGGUGACUUCGGAGCCAUGUAAAAUACCAAUCCUUAAACAAAAGGACACACAAGCUCAGAUGAUGGUUGCUACAACAUCUAUGACUAUCGAUAGCCUGACACCUUCAUUACAACAGACACUAAAUACAAAAUUGUCAUUUGUAACCGGGUGCACGUUUCUGUCUGAUCACAGAAUGGUAAUAUCAUGCUUAGCCAAAGGCAUGAUUAAAGUUUUUAGGCCAGAUGCAUCUCUGGAUUUUGAGAUUGGAAACUUAAGUAGAGUAUUUGAUUUGGCAAACAUAGGAGAUAAGUCAGUCGCUGUGACUUCUGGUUAUCAUGAGGACUGCCGUCAAAUUAAUGUAAUUGACUUAAAGGAAAGGAAAGUAAAGAAAACAUUAAACGUGAAUUCAGUAAACUCUGGAGUAGCAUACUUUGAAGACAGGUUGAUUUAUUGUGCUGAAAAGGAUGGGAUACAAAUGAUCAAUCUUAAUGAUGAAUCUAUUAUCAAUAUUACUAAAACCGUAGUAACAAGUUUUACGUAUGUUACAGAAUUCAGAGACAAUAUAUUCUUUACAAACUGUAACAAUAACAGUGUAACUUGCGUUGACUUUAAAGGGAACACACGAUGGGUGUUCAAAAAGAAAACACUAAGUGUUCUUAAAACCCCUUUUGGUAUAUCUGUAGAUGGAGGUGGAAAUGUUUAUGUAGUAGGAGGAGGUUCGAAUAAUGUAGUGGUUAUCUCUUCCAACGGACAAAACUAUAGAGUGAUUUUAACAAGUGCGAACGGACUGAAGGAACCAGCAGCUAUACACGUUGAUAGAUCAAAUUUCAAGAUGUUAGUUGCAAAUAGAAAUGGAACUGUGUUCCUAUAUAAUCUUAAAUGA
This is a messenger RNA of Mytilus trossulus (common blue mussel), 1780 nucleotides long. RefSeq lists its product as uncharacterized. Lineage: Eukaryota; Metazoa; Mollusca; Bivalvia; Mytilida; Mytilidae. Gene Ontology annotation, molecular function: zinc ion binding; protein binding. The transcript is spliced from 2 exons. Bases 86 to 1780 code for a protein of 564 amino acids. The record is from RefSeq and is a predicted model, not a curated record.